AUGGCGUGCGGGGGGCCUGGGGAGCGGGUGCUGCGCGAGGGUCUGCUGGAGAAGCGGAGCGGGGGCCUGCUGCAGCGCUGGAAGCGCAAGCGGUGCCUGCUGAGCGAGCGGGGGCUGCGCCUCUUGGCUCCCGGGCGCCGUCCGGGGGACUCCUCCUCCUCCUGCUGCUGCUGCUGCUGCUGGAGCCUCGGGGGCUACAAGGAGCUGUCCUUCGGGCGCCUGCGGGGCGUGGAGUGCGUGGAGGGCAGGCGGCGCCACGUCUACUUCACCCUGGUCACCCGCGAGGGCCAGGAGAUCGACUUCCGAUGCCCCCGAGAGGAGCAGCCCCCCUGGAACGCCGAGAUCGCCCUGGCCCUGGCCCGCUUCCAGAACCAGCAGGCGCUCCAGAGGCUCCGCGCCCGACUCUCCUCCGGAGGCCCAGGUCAGGCUCAGCAAGGACCCCUCCCUCCAAUACUAGCACUGCAACACGUGGCAGCUCCAAACAGCCAGAUUCUCAUGAAUGGAUCAAAAGAGCCAGAUCCUAAGCGGAACAUAGAGAGAGUAGAGGAGUUGAUGGUUGUGAACUCACCUGCCAAUGGACAGAAGGCAAUUUCCACCUGCAACUGAAUGAAGACCUGUUAGUUCUCUUCUGUGGCAUUGGCGAUACAAGAGAAAACAAUGCCAGAAGCAUCCAGCAAAACCUGGAUAGCAAGUUAUAGAAAGAAUGGACUGCCACUUUUGAUUUCUUAGCAUGGCUCAGACAAAGUCUCCUGUCAAAGUGUUGUGGGCAGAUAGAUUGACUGUCUGCCCUCAACUGCCUUUUCUAUGGUGAACUUAGUGGGAUAGAUUCAAGAUACAGAUGCAGCAAUAUGAUAAAGAGGAUCAUUCCAUUGUUUGGUUUCCCACCAGCCUGAUGCUGGAUGGGCAAUGUUGGAAGCAACUGAAGUUAGAUGAUUGAAGAGAACUGUAUGAGCUGAACAUGCCAGAUGCCAUCAGUUGCAAGAAGACAUUCCUCCAUAGUGAACCAAGUGGUGAUCUUGGAAGGGACAACUGAAAACCAUUCCAUUUUCCUUCCUGUUUCCUUGCCUGAGAAGCCAUGUGUUAUUAGGAAGAUGCCUGCAGGAUUAAUUAGACUGGAUACAAAUUUAAGCACCUUCACAAGGAGCUCAUGUGAGAUGCUGGAUUUCUGAGACUUCCUAAAAUGAGCCCCUUCUAUAAUAAUUGUUCCUUGAGGCCUUCUUUUUAUAUCUAAAGAACAGGGAGAAUGCUGGCUGAGUCAGCCUCUUGCUCUGACAAGCUGAGUCACUCUAGUGCCUUAUGUUGUGCAAAAGUGCACAGGUGUUGAUGCAUUGAAUUAGAUACUGUUAUCACAGGCAGUGAUGUUGUUAGAAAUUUUUUUAUAGUUUUGAAUGCCUGCCAGGUAGGCCAAGGUGCAGCAGUGCCCCUUCACCUUGACACAAUGAAUACCACUGCCACUUCUUCUCUGUUUGAUUACUCCAAGGCCCAGUAACAUACUUUGGGGCAUGGAAAAGAGGCAGGCAUAGGAAGAUGGGUAUCUCCAAGUGACUUGCUGAAGCAUCUUCAUCCAUCAAGACUGGGACUGGGAAUAUUGCUCUCAGACUUUCCAGUAAAAAUAUAGGUUAUUCAUGUAAUUUUCAAGGGAAAGGCUCUCUGAGUUAUGGGUCACUACAGAGAUACGUGUGUAGGGGUCAUGGGGCUGUAUGUGUCAUCCUUAAACCCAGUAUCCCAUUCUCCUUGUUUUGGACCUUUCCAGACUGGCUAGAUGACUCCAAAGGGUACUUCUGCAACACUUCAAUGGGUGGACUAGAAUAGAAGCUUCUGCAUAAUCAAGAACUCUGCUUUAAUAGAGUUCCUGAUCACAUACAGGGUUCUAUUUUAAUUCAAAGGAACUAAUGUACAAUCCUUUCCCACUGAAUACAAAAAUAUUGGCAAUCUGGCAGUGCCAAUGUGAGUGGGGGUGAGCAUAUAAGGGCAGAACUAGAACAGCUACCCCUUUGCCAAACCUACAAGUAGAGCUUUUGCAUUGUAGAACUGGAGAGGGUCUCUAAAGGCAUUUGGUCCAACCUCCUGCUGAUGCAGAAAACCUACUACAAUAAUUCUCUGUUAUUAACAUUUCAUGAAAUUAAUGUACAUGUUUGUCUUUAUAAAACUGCCUUUUUCAUUA
Molecule: messenger RNA, 2164 nt
Organism: Sceloporus undulatus (fence lizard)
Lineage: Eukaryota; Metazoa; Chordata; Lepidosauria; Squamata; Phrynosomatidae
Gene: PHLDA3
Product: pleckstrin homology like domain family A member 3
Exons: 2
Coding region: 1-606 (201 amino acids)
Biological process (GO): intrinsic apoptotic signaling pathway in response to DNA damage by p53 class mediator; negative regulation of phosphatidylinositol 3-kinase/protein kinase B signal transduction; positive regulation of apoptotic process
Cellular component (GO): plasma membrane
Molecular function (GO): phosphatidylinositol phosphate binding
Source: RefSeq, a predicted model, not a curated record